CAUGUUUGGAAAUGACGAUCGACUCGUGAGAGAGUGCGCGAUGGUCUCAUUCGUUCGGCGACAAUGGCGGCAGACCUCGAUCAGUUUCAACAGCUUUUAAGGACCCUUCUUAGCACGGAUAACGAUGUCCGCACACAAGCAGAGGAAGCAUACAGAAAUAUUCCUGUGGAGAGCAAAGUCACCUUCUUGCUUGGAUCAAUAUGCAAUUCCAUCCUUGCCGAGGAGAUGCGAGCCAUGGCAGCAGUGCUCCUGCGACGGCUCUUCUCCUCAGAAUUCAUGGAUUUCUAUCCAAAAAUUCUCCCAGAGGCUCAAACUGAGUUGAAAAAGCAAAUACUUCUGGCAGUGCAGAAUGAACAGAGUGAUGCAUUGAGACGCAAAGUAUGCGAAGUCGCAGCCGAAGUUGCACGAAAUCUUAUAGACGAUGAUGGCAAUAAUUUGUGGCCAGAAUUCCUUCAGUUCCUAUUCCAGUGUGCAAACGGCCCAGUGCCAGCGCUUAAAGAAAGCGCUCUCCGCAUGUUCACAUCCGUCCCCGGUGUAUUUGGAAAUCAGCAAGCAAAUUAUCUCGACUCAAUUAAACAAAUGUUGCAGCAAUCAUUGAUGGACGCCGCAAAUUAUGAAGUGAGAUUUCAAGCGGUCAGAGCAAUCGGUGCGUUCAUAACCCUUCACGAGAAAGAAGCAAACAUACAGAAACAUUUUUCGGAGUUAUUACCAGGAGUUGUGCAAGUAACGGCACAAUCGGUCGAGAAGCAAGAAGACGAGGCGCUUCUGAAAGUGUUGAUAGAUUUGGCAGAAACGACACCAAAAUUUUUGAGGCCUCAAUUGGAGGCGAUAAUGGAAAUGUGCAUGAAAAUAUUUUCGGACGAGAAAAUGGGUGACUCGUGGCGUCAAUUAUCCCUUGAAGUUUUGGUCACACUCGCAGAGACAGCACCCGCGAUGGUUCGUAAAGUCGGGGGCAAAUAUAUCGUCGCGUUAAUUCCACUAGUUUUGAAAAUGAUGACUGAUCUUGAAGAGGACGAAGAAUGGAGUUUUUCGGAUGAAAUCAUUGAAGAGGACAACGAAUGCAACAACGUUGUUGCCGAAAGUGCUUUGGAUCGACUUGCUUGCGGUCUUGGUGGCAAAACAAUGCUGCCGCACAUUGUUCAAAAUAUACCAUCGAUGUUAAGUAAUAGCGAUUGGAAAUACAGACACGCUGCCCUCAUGGCCAUCUCAGCAGUCGGCGAAGGUUGUCACAAAAUGAUGGAAGCGAUGUUGGGUCAAAUAAUGGAAGGAAUCAUUCAUUAUCUUCAAGAUCCACAUCCUCGUGUCCGAUACGCAGCUUGUAACGCAGUUGGUCAAAUGUCCACCGAUUUUGCACCAACUUUCGAAAGAAAAUUCCACGACAAAGUUAUACCCGGUCUGUUGAUGGUGCUUGAUGACAAUGCCAAUCCACGAGUUCAGGCCCACGCUGGUGCAGCGCUCGUUAACUUUAGUGAGGAUUGCCCGAAAAACAUUCUGACUCCGUACCUCGACGCAAUCAUGUCCAAAUUGGAAUCGAUCUUGACUGCUAAAUUCCGAGAACUCGUAGAGAAGGGCACGAAGCUGGUACUCGAGCAGGUCGUGACUACGAUCGCAUCUGUAGCAGACACUUGUGAGGAACAAUUCGUUACGUAUUACGACAGACUCAUGCCAUGUCUCAAGUACAUUAUCCAGAAUGCGAAUCAGCAAGAGCACAAAAUGCUGAGAGGAAAAACGAUCGAGUGUGUGAGUCUUAUCGGUCUGGCUGUCGGGCCGGAAAAGUUUAUCACAGAUGCGAGCGAAGUCAUGGACAUGUUGUUGAAAACUCACACGGAAGGUGAUUUGCCAGAUGACGAUCCGCAAACGAGUUAUCUGAUCUCAGCUUGGGCUCGGAUUUGCAAAAUUCUCGGAAAGCAGUUCGAACAAUAUCUGCCUUUGGUAAUGGGACCAGUGUUACGUACAGCAGCUAUGAAACCCGAGGUCGCGUUGCUGGACAACGAAGACAUGGAGGGCGUUGAGGGUGAUCUCGAUUGGCAAUUCGUGUCACUUGGCGAACAACAAAAUUUCGGUAUCAAAACGGCUGGUCUAGAGGACAAAGCCUCGGCGUGUGAAAUGUUGGUCUGCUAUGCGCGUGAAUUGAAAGAAGGCUUUGCCGAUUACGCUGAAGAAGUCGUCAGGCUCAUGGUGCCCAUGCUCAAAUUUUAUUUCCACGACGGUGUUCGAACUGCAGCUGCUGAAAGCUUGCCGUGUCUCUUGGAGUGUGCCAAGAUCAAAGGGCCUCAAUAUCUCGAAGGCAUGUGGGAUUACAUACGGCCAGACCUAUUGAAGGCAAUCGACACUGAACCCGAAGCCGAAGUGUUGCCUGAGCUUUUAUAUUCCUUGGCGAAAUGUAUUGAGGCACUCGGGCCGGGCUGUCUUGCAGCUGGACCGAUGACCGAGCUUUUGCGUAUACUUGACAAGCUUUUGAACGAACACUUUGAGCGCGCAGUGGCGAGAUUGGAAAAACGCAAAGACGAAGAUUACGACGAGGUCGUCGAAGAACAAAUCGCCGCUGAAGACAACGAGGAUAUUUACACUCUGAAUAAAAUAGCAGACAUUUUACACGCUCUUUUCAUAACCCAUAAUUCCGCGUUUUUCCCAUAUUUCGAUCAAAUAUGCGGACAUUUCGUGAAACUUUUGGCACCGGAGCGCGCAUGGUCCGACCACCAAUGGGCGUUGUGUGUUUUCGAUGACGUCAUAGAAUACGGUGGUCCAGAAUGCGCAAAAUAUCAGGAAUACUUCUUGAGGCCGAUGAUCCAAUACGUCACUGACAAAACUCCCGAAGUCAGACAAGCGGCUGCUUAUGGCUGCGGAGUACUUGGACAAUUCGGUGGAGAAGCUUUCGCUCAAGCUUGCGCUGAAGCACUUCCGAGGCUUAUGGAAGUUAUCAACGAUCCAGAAUCGAGAUUGCAGGAAAACGUUAAUCCAACUGAAAACGCGAUAUCAGCUGUUACGAAAAUUCUUAAAUACAACAACAAAGCUAUCAACGUCGACGAGAUACUCCCACAUUGGCUCUCUUGGCUACCCGUAGUGGUCGACGAAGACGAAGCGCCCCACGUUUACGGAUAUCUUUGCGACUUGAUAGAGGCUAACUAUCCGGUAGUUUUAGGACCGAACAACGCCAACUUACCACGACUUAUAAGCUUUUUCGCUGAGGCGUUGUUCAAGGAGGCUGUAGCUGCAGAUAAUCCAGUGAUGGGUAGAAUUCUUAGUAUUGUCAGACAAAUUCAAAGCAACGAAACGAUGUUCCAGGCGUGUAUAAGCGCUUUAACGGCAGAUCAGCAGCAAGCUUUGCACGAGGCUCUGAGCAAUCAACCAGCAGUCGUUAAUUAGCAUCUCGUUUAAACAACUAACAAUUUAUUUUUUUCACUCCGAUUGCAAGACGAUGGAAUAAGGAAAGAGAAAGAUAAAAGAAAGAGUAUAAAACUUGAAACACACCCGAAGAGUCAGUCGAAAGAAUGAGAAGAGAAAUGAAAGAGAAUUGUCGGUAGCCCUUCAUCCCAAUUCGCAAUCGCAAGAGUUUCCUACGCUUCGCGAUUAUAACAAAACUAAACUAAAGUUCUUAAGGUAGCUAGAUUGUGUACCUAUUAAAGGUGGGAGAAACUUUUUCGUCUCAGCCUAAUAAAUAUCCAGCCUCUCGUUCCGACAGAGCGCAUGAGAGUAAGACAAAAAAGAAAAUUCAAACAAACAAAAAACUAAACACGAGAGAACCAGAUGAAAAAUGGCGAUUGACCCAACCCAAUCGGUUUUACCUCACUGUUACUUGUUGAUUCAAUAUUAUAUACAUAUAUAUAUUUUCUUCUUUUUGUACCUCGCGCCAAAAAAGAAUGUUUCUCCCCCCCCCCCUCCCCCACCUCCCACCCCCUCGCCCUCUCAUAAAUAACUUCGACGCGACGCAAAAAUUGCAAAUUUUUCGCCUACUCACGACUUGUAGCGCACGAAAAAAAACUUGCUUGAAUCUGAAAGUCUUGAUACGAUGUAAUGUUUAUGAGAAGAAUGAAAAGCGAAAAAAAAUAGGAAUUUUAUGAAACGAUAUUUUUCUCAUUUUAUUAUGUCAGUCGAUCGGUUAGCGAUAAUGUACGAAAUGAUGGGACAAAAAUGAUAAGAGAAUCAUGAAAAUUGAAGAGACGCCAUUUUGAGACAGGAACGUUUUUACAAGCGGUUGAUAUUCAAUCUCUCAUUUCUAUCGUCGUUAUUAUUAAUCUCACGAGUCCAAUGAACGUAUUUUUCAAGAAAUAAGUUUCGUUUGUGGUUUUUAAUGCAAAGGAUUUGACAAGUUCGAAGCACGAAAGCUUCGAAUGAGACAUAGAAAAGAGGAGAGGCAAAAAUACACCGUCGACUUCGCUCGAUCCUCGUAAUCCUGGGAUUGCUCAUGAAGGAUUGAGCAAAGGUGAAAAAAAAAUAAUUUCAUUUGUGCUGUUUCAUUCGUACGAUCCUGCAUGACCAAUUAAACGAAAAAAAAACAAAACACUGAAGAUUCAAAUCGUCCACGUUUUUACGAUAAUGUCGAUACGAGAGUAAACAAUUAUAAGAUAAACGUUUUUUUUUUUUUUGAUUAUUUAUAACGGCUCAGGUCGAUUUUUUGGAGAGACUCGCUGUUUCGAUGGAAAUUUAAGAUAAAAAAUGGAAAAUAUUCACUGAAGUUUCUGCAAGUAUUUUUUUCUUUAACCAUUUAAUCUGUAUUUUGAUAUUGAUACGGUUCCUGAUCCAAGAAGCAAAAACAGGAAGAAAUUAAGCAAUCCAACUGGUAAAACCGCGUGGCGAGCAUGACAUUGUGAUUUAGGUAUUUUACGAUUAAAUAUUUAGAAUACGAGUAAAUGUUAUUUAAUGAUAAUAUCGAUAAACGAUGCAGUGUUUAAAGCUACACGGUUUACCGCAGGAAUCUCUAAAAUAUUAUUGAACCGAAACGAUGAACCGUUGGAAUUUGUAUUUAAAAAGUUGAAAUUAAAAAAAAAACAGCGAAAAGGAUAAAAAUGAUCGAAAAUUAGAAGUUUGUGACAAAUCGUUGGGCGGCGAUCGACGUUUUCCUUUUGGUCCACAUUUUUCCAAGUCCAUCACUAAAAUGAGAUAAAACGCUUUGAUAUUUUGCUCCCCCAAAAACGUACUUUUGCUGAAAAGUUUGGUUAAAGCUGCUGAUAAAGAAGGUGCAAUUGGCCGUGCUCCCAUUUCGUCUGUUUAUUUGAAACUCAAUAUACAGCUAUAGUAGAUUUAAAAAUUUUCAAAUACGUUUGACAUUAACGAGAUAAACGAGUAUUGAAGAAUUAAGGCGCAAGAAGAAAAUGUUUUCUGUCUCGCAGAGAAAAAGAAAAAAAACUAAUUCGACGUGAGCGUCGUUAAAAAAAUCACCGGUGGAACAAAAAAACAAACCGCCGACGAAAGAGACGAACGAAAUAUGGUUCUUUAUGAGAAUAUUUCUUUGUACAUAUUACGAAUAAUAAAAGUAGCAUUGAGAAGCCCACUAAAUAAAGUAGAGUGUAAAUCUCGUUCUCGGUCCAUUCAUCGCGAGAUGACUAAAACCAUGCUGAUAAUUUUUUAGUCGUUUGCACCUGCAAUUAUUUUCUUUUAUUUUUCAAAAAAAAAAAAAUUUUUAAGUGCUUCGGUUCGACUUGCGAAAUAUCCGAUUAUCGAGCAAAAAAAUUAAUCACUUUUGUUUGUACCUAUCGCGAACGAAUUACCAAGUUCUUUGCAGGAAAAAAAUAUGAGCUGAAAUGAAAAGAAAAAAUAAAUAAAUAAAAAUUACUGGAAAACUUAUAUGAAAUAAAUUAUAGCUCUGAUGAUAAUAUUAUUAUUGUAUAGAGAUUAUUUUAAAGUUAUUAUUGAUCGAAAUAAAUGUCAGCUUUGUAAA
Molecule: messenger RNA, 5878 nt
Organism: Venturia canescens
Lineage: Eukaryota; Metazoa; Arthropoda; Insecta; Hymenoptera; Ichneumonidae
Gene: Karybeta3
Product: karyopherin beta 3
Exons: 14
Coding region: 64-3366 (1100 amino acids)
Biological process (GO): protein import into nucleus
Cellular component (GO): nucleus; cytoplasm
Molecular function (GO): nuclear import signal receptor activity
Source: RefSeq, a predicted model, not a curated record